This is a messenger RNA of Bufo bufo (common toad), 1329 nucleotides long. Its product is annotated as zinc finger protein 84-like. The transcript is spliced from 2 exons. The record is from RefSeq and is a predicted model, not a curated record. Gene Ontology annotation, biological process: regulation of transcription by RNA polymerase II. Lineage: Eukaryota; Metazoa; Chordata; Amphibia; Anura; Bufonidae. Bases 1 to 1329 code for a protein of 442 amino acids. Gene Ontology annotation, molecular function: DNA-binding transcription factor activity, RNA polymerase II-specific; RNA polymerase II cis-regulatory region sequence-specific DNA binding.
AUGUCAACAAGAGCUGAAUGUAGGAAACCUUUAGAAAUGAAAUUUAAGGAAACUCGACAAGGUGAAAGGUCAUUUAAAUGUCCAGAAUGUGGGAAAUCAUUUAUUACAAAAACAAAUCUUGUUGAACAUCAGAGAAUUCACACAGGAGAGAAACCGUAUUCAUGUACAGAAUGUGAGAAGUGUUUUCGUCAGAAGUCAAUUCUUUUUCGACAUCAGAGAAUUCACACAGAGGAGAAGCCGUUUUCAUGUACAGAAUGUGAGAAGUGUUUUAGUCGGAAGUCAUAUCUUGUUCAACAUCAGAGAAUUCACACAGGAGAGAAACCGUAUUCAUGCUCAGAAUGUGAGAAGAGUUUUAGUUAUAAAAUAAAUCUUGCACGUCAUGAGAAAAUUCACACAGGAGAGAAGCCGUUUUCAUGUACAGAAUGUGAGAAGUGUUUUCGUCAGAAGUCAAUUCUUUUUCGACAUCAGAGAAUUCACACAGAAGAGAAGCCGUUUUCAUGUACAGAAUGUGAGAAGUGUUUUAGUCAGAAGUCACAUCUUGUUCAACAUCAGAGAAUUCACACAGGAGAGAAGCCGUUUUCAUGUACAGAAUGUGAGAAGUGUUUUAGUCAAAAGUCAGAUCUUGUUCAACAUCAGAUUAUUCAUACAGGGAUAAAGCCAUUUAAAUGUACAGAAUGUGAGAAAUGUUUUAAUGAUAAAUCAACUCUUUUGAAACAUCAGAGAAUUCACACAGGAGAGAAACCGUAUUCAUGUACAGAAUGUGAGAAGUGUUUUCGUCAGAAGUCAAUUCUUUUUCGACAUCAGAGAAUUCACACAGAGGAGAAGCCGUUUUCAUGUACAGAAUGUGAGAAGUGUUUUAGUCGGAAGUCAUAUCUUGUUCAACAUCAGAGAAUUCACACAGGAGAGAAACCGUAUUCAUGCUCAGAAUGUGAGAAGAGUUUUAGUUAUAAAAUAAAUCUUGCACGUCAUGAGAAAAUUCACACAGGAGAGAAGCCGUUUUCAUGUACAGAAUGUGAGAAGUGUUUUCGUCAGAAGUCAAUUCUUUUUCGACAUCAGAGAAUUCACACAGAAGAGAAGCCGUUUUCAUGUACAGAAUGUGAGAAGUGUUUUAGUCAGAAGUCACAUCUUGUUCAACAUCAGAGAAUUCACACAGGAGAGAAGCCGUUUUCAUGUACAGAAUGUGAGAAGUGUUUUAGUCAAAAGUCAGAUCUUGUUCAACAUCAGAUUAUUCAUACAGGGAUAAAGCCAUUUAAAUGUACAGAAUGUGAGAAAUGUUUUAAUGAUAAAUCAACUCUUUUGAAACAUUUAAAAAUUCACACGAGGAAGUAG